UUAGCGGGCAAGUUUAGCAGAUUUUAGUCCACCAUUGAAGACUGUGGCCAAGCCCGUGAGACUCUGCUGCGGAGGAAAAACAACACGCCAGACUCCAUUUAAAGUUCAGUUUUCUUUUUAACGUAGUUUGUAUAGAAAAACGACGUUUUAAACUCGGAAUUAAGUCUCUCAACAUUUAACAAACGAUCCUUUCUCCGGAAGCUGUCACAAACAUCCAGCAACGUCUGUUGAAUUCAGUGCCAUCUUUAGGACUGAAUUCAAAUGCUCCAUCAUGGACACCACUGAAGUUUACUCCCCGACAACGGCGCCCAACCCCAAGUCGUCCUGCUUCAUCAUCCCAUCAGAGAAUCUGGAGAUGAGCCGUUUUGUGAUCAAAGUGUUUGAACUGGUGCUGUCCUUCAUGGCCUUCAUCCUGGAGGAGGUGAUCUCCAGCUGCGCCAGCUGCUCCGCUCUCUACUUCUUUGAGUUUGUCAGCUGCACAGCCUUCCUCUUCACCCUGCUGCUCCUCAUCCUCCUCUCCACCCCGCUGCACACGAGGGUGGGCAUCAGCUGCUGGCCCAGCCUGGACUUUGUGUACACUUGUGGCAUCGCUCUGUUGUUCUUCGUCGCCUCCAUCAUUUUUGCAUCAGACAACAGCAGUACAACUAUGGAGAGAAGUGCUGUGGCAUUCGGCUUCCUGGCGACGGUGAUGUUUGUUGUGGACGUCAUUUUGUUUGUGAAGAACCGAGGAUUUCCCUUUAAGAAAGACAGGAUGCCAGAGUCCAGUAAUGGUGGCCCAGUGGCGGUGAAGGCUGAACCAGAGAUGGAGAAGCUCAACGUGCCGGACAGCGGGGCACAAUAAGUCUGUUUAAUGCUCAUAUAUAUGUGUUUCAUGCACUGCACUCAGAGGUCACAUUAUUUUACGCACUAUUCCUUUAACAUGGUGUCAGGAGGUGGAGCUGAUGUCCAUUUUUCAAGUCAUUUUAAAUCCUGUUGUUUCCCACCGCUGAGGACGCUCUGUGUUGCGAUUAUCAGUAUAAUCAGUUGGCCAUAAUGAAUCGAUCACAUCACAGAGCGUCCAUCAGCAGGUGUGUUCCGUGUUUGAUUGGACAGAAUGGGCUGCAGGUGUUCCUCCUGAUUAAAAUUGUAAAACCAACAGACACUAAAACCACAGAACUGCUCUUAAACAACUCAAUGAGCAGGGAAUUUCUUUUCUUUUUUACUGAAUGUUAUGACAUUUUUGGACAAAGUUUGCCUAAUUUGACAAUUCAAAUCAACGAGAGUUCAAAGGUUUGAGUUCCAGAACGUUUUCUUAUAAAUCGGUGGUCCCCCUGAGGGGUCGGGACACAUCCUUCACAAGUCAGUUUGAGGGAGUAGAAAAACACAUUACUGUCACACAAAAUAAUGUUUUUAUUAAACAAAGGUUGUCUGGACACCAUUCUUCUUUUCUACGCAGGCCCUGAAUGCCUCGUUAAAGUUCAGAUUCAGACCCAGAAAUGUUUUAAGUUUGAGCCGAAACAAAUCAACUUCGCUCAGCCAAGCAAAUUCGUGAAUGUCUGCCGCAAAAACUACGUGAACAGCCUCCAACAGAAACAACAAGUCAUCUUUGAUUAAAUGUUGUGAUUUUUGUU
Scatophagus argus is the source of this 1610-nucleotide messenger RNA. It is a transcript of the gene cmtm6, whose product is annotated as CKLF-like MARVEL transmembrane domain containing 6. The coding region runs from base 272 to 841 and encodes 189 amino acids. The record is from RefSeq and is a predicted model, not a curated record. The transcript is spliced from 5 exons. Gene Ontology annotation, cellular component: membrane. NCBI's taxonomy places the organism in Eukaryota, Metazoa, Chordata, Actinopteri, Scatophagidae.